UUUUUGUAUUUUGAAUUCAGUUUGCUUCAGAUAAGCGGAAACGGUGAAGUUUGGCUUUUUUUCUCGCUUUUCCUUUCAGUGUAUUCAACCUAGGACAUUUUAAUGCUAAAUACAGACAACUAUUAUACACUGUAAAACUGCGUAUUUUCUUUCUAUUCGAAAGCCGUUUUGCAAGAAAAACAGAACACAGAAUGCGUUCAUUUGACAGUCCUGCUUGGCCUGCCCACCUAAGUUCUGUUGGUCCCGCUAAAAAAACAUUACUCGCGCGUCCUCCAAUCUCUUGCCUCACUCCCUCCCAGAAUUCUGCUGGCUAUUGCGCAUGCGUUUUAGAAUCAUUGCAAAUGGCGGCACUUGUUAUUGUUCCAUGGCGUUUGUGAUACAUGGGAAUUUAUAACGAUUUUUGGACACCUCCAAAGGUGUGCGUCUGAUGGAUGGCGCGAUGGGCUUGGAGGAGGAAGUCGUGGAAGCUGUGCUAACCUGUGAGGGUGACUUCCACGACCCUGAACUACUCAACAGAAUAGAAAGAUUCCGGCAUCGACUGAAAGACUUGUUGCUCACUGAAAAGAGGAAGCUGCAAGUCAAGAAAAUAGAACCAUGGAAUAGUGUGAAGGUCACUUUCACCAUCCCAAGAGAGGCAGCCCUGAGACUCCGGCAGCUAGCUCAGACUGGAAAUGACACGCUACGACAGAUGGGCGUGCUUUCUGUCCAGAUUCAAGGAGAUUCCCAAAUAUCGCUCACCUUCGCUGGUGGCAAUAAUGAACCAACGCAAGUUGUCUUGCGUACAUCUCCAACUGUGCAAGCAGCAAGUUCCUCCCUACCGUUUAGCUCGGCAGGUGCGGCAGAAUCUGGUCGGGCCAGCUCAGAUGAACUGGGAUCUUCCCCGGGUCCUAGCAACGAGGAGGUGACGAGGAAGAACAUUGCAAAGUACUUGCGGGAUGGCCCACAUGUAAGGCGGAAUGCUGCUAUCUUUGACAAAGUCUUAGUGGCCGGAGCUGCACGCCAGCUACCACCAGCUGUUGCAGUUCAAGGCUUGGGUCUGGGUGCUCCCCCAACCUCAGACCCUGUCCCUGGUCCCUCAAACAUCAACCCACCUUUUCGGCCCAACAACGUUGUUGCCGGCAUGGCAGCGCUGCCGAGUCAGAGACCCAGAGGAUCUCAAAUCAACAGCAGUUUUUCAUUCUCAAAAAGCUCGGGGGCGUUCCAUCCACCUCGUCCUCGCCUUCCCUCUGCUGGUCAGAGCACAAACAUCACAACUUCCUCUCCUCAUAUGCAGUUGGUAAACACUCCGCCGUUUGGGGUGCUGGGCUCAGCAUCGCAGUCUGCAGCAUUUGCCAGUUCUCCGUUGGACAUUGUCAACGUUGGCACCAUUCCUCACAGCUCAGCCUCAAACGUUCAUAACUUUAACCCUGGUGGGCCCAUGCGCUUGUCACCCGUCUCCUCGGGGGCAAUGAUCAACCCUUCUGUGGUUCGAGGACCUCCCUCUAGCUCCCCGUCAUCCAGUUUCAUUAUGGAUUUGCCCCCACCUCCUCCCUACCCCCACGCUACAGGGAAUACGCCUAGACCAGGCAAACAAGUUACCGCAUCCAGUCCUCUCUUGGUGAACUUGUUGCAAACAGACCCCUUAGCUGUGGGGGCGGGAAUGGCCAGUGGGAACCCCAACAAACCCAUAAGUGCGGGGGAUUCAAACGGUGGUGCCCCACCCAAGAAAAAGAGACGGCCACCAAAGAAGGAUGGAAUUGUGAAACCCCAACCUGUGAAUGCUGUAAUGCUGAGUGGUGCAAACAGGCCCGGUAUGUUUGUGGAUAUUCCAUCAGUAGGUAGGGUUGCGGAAGACAUUGGGCUGGGAUUACCGGGAGCUGGACCCGUUCGGGAUUCUUUUUCUGUAGAUUUAGUGCAGUCUAGGGUUGAUGGUGUUCCUGUUGGCCAUAUACCGGAUUCAUUUAUACCCAACUUGCGUCCAGAUAGCAAACAUUUUUCAGCAGACCGUCCCUUUAUUGAAAGUCGAGUGGACCUUCCUCCCUCUACUGGACUGAAAUCAGAUACCAGUGUUAGAAGUGCAAUAGGACCAGGGAUUGUCAGCUCUACCAUUUCUAAUACAGAUGGACAGGAUAACCUCUCUAAAGAUGGUGACCCAUUCAGUCUGGAAAUUGCUGCAGGCAAAAUCAUAAACCCUUAUACUGGUAAGUUAGAACCAAGAGACAGUGUUCCAGAAAGGACUCAUGCAAGGCUCAUUUCUCAGGAAGAUAACAUUGCCACGCAUAUGUUGGCGAAGAAAGCAAAGGAGUUGGGCGAGUUGAGUAAGAAGAGUGUGCCUAUUUCUGCCAGCCCCGUGUUAGACAUGAAUGUUAUUCGACCAUUUCCUUCCUCUGUUAGUGUUACUGCUUCUACUGCUGCUGUCAGCUCAGGUGGGCCAUCACAGGCACCAGGUGAGAGGCUUGUAUCCUCUGUACCCAGCCAUCGUCGCAAUCUGAUUAGCGAUGGUUCGCAUGUGGAAGGGAGAGAUGGAUCUGCUCAGUCCAAUAUCUAUGCAGCGACUUCAAAUCUGUGGCAGGAAGUUGUUGGCAACGGCACAGCAACGACCAUUUCCUUGCCCCAUUCCUUACCAGGCUCUCUACCUCAGAGGGUACCAGCCAACAGCAGCAGCCUUCCCUCAAAUAAGAGUUUUGUUCCAGGCCUUGUGACUGUGAAUGGACCUGUUCCUGGAGCUGCAAUGCUCAAGCACAACGUGAUGUUGCAACAACACCAACACCGGAGCAUCGCUAACCCCUCCUUGCCAGAGCACUCCAACCCCUCAGGAUCUGUGAUUUACUCAAGUGUGACUGUCCCCAGUUCUUCGUCUGCACCGCCUCAUUCACACUCCUCCCACCGCAGUAGUGGUGCAGGUGGCCAACUACAGAGUCAACAACAUUCAUCACAGAUGACUGUGACAUCAUCUAGUGUUGCAGCUGUGAACUCCUCCUCCUCCUCCUCUUCAUUACAUCAGGCUGGUUCCAGGGCCCAACGUCCAGUUCCUCAUUCCUUAGCUCCUCAUCUCAGGGGAGGAGGACCGUCAUUAUCCACAUUAUCCUCCUCAUCCUCAUCAAUGGUCCAAAUCUCAGAACGUUUGAAAUCUGAUUCAAAUCACACCUCCUCCUCCUCCUCCAAUCAGCAGAAUCAGGCAGCAAGCUCGGAAGUAGUUGGCGGUGGCUGUUUUGCUGCCAAGACUAGUUCUCCAAAUUUGCUCAAUUCUUUACCUGACAAAAACAUAGACUCUCAGAGCAGUACGGAGAGCCCUCCUGAAAACAAGCUGUCCUCGGAAGGUGAUGAGAAUUCAAAUCACAGCGUGACAAACACAGACAAUCUGCCUGAGAGUUCUGGUACGGCUGCACUGUUGGAGCACUCAGGGGUGAAGUCUGAGAAUCAUGACUCUGGUAUCGGCAGUUCUUCCGAAAGGUCGGACGACACACCCUCUGAGCCUGGUGACGGCGAAUUCAGGUCGGCACCCACGGGGACAGAGACAGAUGAAGCGUCUGGGAACAAAGCAGUUUCCUCUCAGAAAGUGGCAAAUUGCAAACUGGAUAGCAAACUGGACUCUUCUGCGAACACCAUCACAGUAGGUUAUAUGAUGAGCCCAGGAGACAUUGGCUCACAGGCAAAGCCGUCUUUUGUGAAAGAUUCAAGUCAGGCUGUGAAACCUCAAAGGACGUCUGCUUCAUCACCAAAUUCUGAAGUGUCUAGUUUUCUCGAUAGUCACCUAAAAUCAGUAGAAAAGUCAGAGUUCCUAACGGGGACCCACACUGUGGCAUCUGUCACCUGGAGUAAAGAGCCAGGAAAGCUUCAGUCUCAUCCUGGGUUUUCAGGACUAGCAAAGCAGAAUGGACCUGUCUUAGAAGAUUUGAAUUAUUUUCCAACCAUGAAGAUGAAUGGUCCAUCAUCACACAACAGGAUAGAGAAAAUGAUCAUGGACAUAAAUGAUUUACAACAGAAGAGAAAGAUAUCAGCAAAACAUAAUGCCAUCAACAAAGGUCUCACCUCACAAGACAUCCCUCAUGAGCAUAUGAAGCUGCAAGCUGAGGUUUUUGAGAAAAUGGCCAAGUUACAUCAGCUUGGAGAAUGUUCCAAAGAUGAUAGUGAGCUGGUAGGGAGCAAGCCCAACAGCUUUGACAAGUCCGACUCUCCCGAUGCCUUAGCUCAGAGAAUCCACCAGAUGUCGGAUGAGAGGCCAGACCACUUGUCUAUAUAUGAGGUGGAAGAAUUCGUUAACGGCAAGAUGGCAAACAGCAACGGUGGGGAAGGAAAGGGAGGAAGCAACAUCACCUCCAUCUAUUCCAAGCGCUCGUCCCCUGUGAAUGUGAACAUGUUGAACCACAUCUACGCCCCUGGUCUCCCACUGCCGCGGCGGCUCACCGAGUCUGUUCAGCGACUGGUCAAGCCACUCCCAGCCUCAGAGAGUUCAAUGCCGCAAGUGAGGCCGUGUAAAUCUCCGGGUUCGGGUGGAUCUCCGAGGGCUGGCACGACCAGCAACGGGCAGAGCCUGUCGUCCCCUCGCCUCUCGCAGCAGAGUGGGGCUCGCUCCCCUGGAGCCAGCAUGCCCAAACUCAUACCCAGCGACCGACACUCGUUACUAUCGGGGGGCUUGGAUCUGGCCGGUCUGCAGUUCCCUUCAUCUUCUCAGUCCCAUGACCAGGCAGGUGUUGGUGCACUGGUGAAUUGUAAGAAGGCAGGGCCUCUCUCUUCUACAGCAGACAUCUUAUUGAGAGAUCCACACCUCCUGUCCGUAUCCCUGCCCACUAAUCAACACUCUCCCCCUAACUUAUUUGAUGGACAGACGGUGCCCAAUAUGCACUCUAGCAAGAUGCUGUCCCAGAGUUUCCCUCCCCACAAAUCUCGAGACCUCAUGGCCAGCGGAGCUCACAUGAGCAAUGAGUUGUUGGUUAGUCUGCAUCAGCACUAUGCUAGCUUAGAAAUGAAGAACUCCUCUCCCACAUUUCUGAACAGUCAGCUCCUAAAAUCUGGUAGUGAUUUGGGCAAGACCAGCAGCCAGGAACUGAGAAAUGCGAUAGCAAAUUUAAUUUCUGAUCAGCCUAGCAGUUCCUCCCAGAAUACUGUUCUAGGGACGUCUUUGUCUGACUCAACGACAGUGACUAGUCAGGCCCGACUGCACUCGUCCUCCCCUGCUAGUGUAACUGUUGAGAAUAGUUUUACUACAAACACGGACAUGCCCACUCAUUCCAGUAGCAAUAACGUGGAAGCCGCAGACAUGCACCCCUCUACCCAUUCCAGCACUUUGUCGCCCGUGAUGCCUGUGUUGCAGAGAGGGCUAGAACCUCCUCUCUUGGCCCAAAGCAUCAACCCACCUCCAACCUCUAGUCAGCCCUCCGCCUCCUCAUCCUCUUCUUCCUCCGGUGGCCCCAGCUCCUUUCCCUCCCAGAAUGAGAUCUCACUCAGCAGUAGCAGCAGUAGUAGUAUACCUCCCCUGUUAGCCAGUUCACACAACGCCGCUGCCACUACCACCACGCCAGUGUCAAACAAGUAUGUGCCUUAUUCUUUAAGCUCUGUUAUCAGCUGCUCCUCUGGCCUGGAGACUGUCACGUUACGGUCUUCUCCUGCAGUGUCAUUGGCGACAUCAGGCCCACCACUACCACCCUCAGUGCUAGAAAUACCCUCUUCCUCCUCCACCGCCGGCCCAACAGCAGCAGCAGUAAAAUCCAACUCUUCAGUGGCAGCUACGACUAGUCUAGCAGCCCUCCCAGCUCCCAACAGGUCCUUGUCACCCCCGAAACUGCACAAGAGUCCUAUCACCAUUGGUAAUGUGCCCUUGCCAGCAUCCCCUCGGUCAGGUGGUCCACCAAUUCACAACCGCAAUAUCUUUGAGAGUGUCACAGGGUCCAUGAGCCACAUUCAUCAGCCGUUUCCGAUUUCUUGUUCUGUGGGGGAGACGAACCCACAAAGCAACUCAGUAGAGAAGAGCUCGGUGAACCUAGAUGUCCCCUCGUACACUAGGGGAGGGACUGGUCAUAAUAAUCAAAGUGAUUCAGUUGGUACAGUAUUAUUUUCAAGUGAGAGUACUAGUGAUAAGACAAGCCUGUUCAAUGUUUCACUGGAUAUGCCUCCGGACUGCAACAACGUUAGUAUUGGUGGUCGGUCUGAGACAGCCAACAUUACCUCCAUACAGACUGCUGUUGAGCCCCCGAAAUCAGAAUCAAUUUCUACAGAGGUUGUAAAUCUGGACUUUUCACUGUCUCAGCUUCCACCGCCACUAAGUACUGUUGGCUCAAUAGUGCAGAGAAACGGCUGUCUGACCAACCCCACCAGGUCAGGGUUGUCGCCGCCUUUGCUGGGGUCAAGUCUUUCGCAAAUGCCUUCAGUGAACUCGUUAUCUACCUCACCUCUGUCAUUGUCAGCCUCUAGAGCAGUGCCGUCUUCGGCCUCUGCCAUCGACUCUGUUGUGGAGACCAUCGCUUCUGUGGCAGCUGGCAGGGACGACUCUUCGUCUCAUAGACCCCUUCCUUCAUUGCCCACUACUCCCCAUAACUCCUCUGUUGCUACCAUUUCUUCUCCCAUGAAAGAACCUGUUCUCGCAACCAUGGCAUCUAGUUUAGGCUCACCUUUUAGAAGUACGAAAACUAUGUUAACAAAAUCUCUUGUAAAAACGAAACGGACAGACACUGAAUUGUCAUCAAAGGAAGACCGAGGAGAGCUUAGUGGGGAAAAUAAAAUGGUUACAAUUCAGAGCAGCUCCCUAAAGGAUGUUGAUUUUAAUGACUCUGCAAACACUCUUUCUGUAGACAGUUUAGGCAAGAGAGCCACCAGGAAAAGAAAGCUCACUGGUGACUCUAAGGAAGGAGAAGGAGAGUCUACGAUGCUAAGUGGUGCGACAACUUUGAAACAACAGCGUGUAGGUCACUCACCGACAGCAGCUAAGCAAUUUCCAAAAGCACCUGAGAGUGUUGACAACAAGGGAAUACCGGCGGCCAAAUUAACGCUAAAUGAUGCACCAUCGGCGCAGAUAAACACGGAAAAGAGCGGGGACACAUCGUCAAUCUCUCAGGUGUCCCCUUCUGUGAAUGUGAAUAUGGAAGAACAGCCUUCUAACAAAGGAGACCAGUUGCCCGCAGCUGUUGCCUCUGAUGCAGAAGAUAAAUCAUUCACUGCUUCCAAAGAGGAAAAAUCCCACCGAAGUGCUGCUAUAGCCCCGUCGAUUCCACCUGAGGAGCCCCCGAGAGAAGUGCAUUCUCAGGGGGUCUCAGGAAGUGAUAGCAGCAAAGAUGUUGGCCCGAAAGAGAACAGGCUAUAUCGGACAGUGACAUUGCCUUCAUCUCAUGAGAGUAAAGAGGUCAGGCAUAGGACACCUUCUUCCCACUCAGCUUCCGGUGAUGAAAAGGAAUCUGUGCGGUCUCGCAGUGUCUCCGGGGAGGAAAAAGAGAGCCAUAGCUCCCACCGAGCCUCGUCUGCUUCUUCUGAUGAUCAUGCUGAUGCUGGCCACAAGGACGGGGCAAAAGUUCAUCGCAGCACUGGGAAAGUUAUAGAGGAGGUUGAUGGGAAUUCUAAAGAAAAGGCAGCCAAAGUGGGUGCGGGGGAAGAUGCAGCCAAGGAACGGGUGAAGGCUGGGAAAGAUGCAGCUUUUGAGAAAGGUCUCAUACCUCAAGACAAGGUUGGUGCAGCUGAUGCCAGGGCUGAUGUGGAUGGAGGAAAAAAGACCCAAAGAGUGAAACGCCAGUUCUAUGCCUAUGUCCCGGAAAAGUCCAUUGACCAGAGAUAUUACCUUCGUUCCUAUACUCCAGCCUACUUUGACACCCCGAUCCUGAGUGGGCGGACGCGCAGCAAGAACACCAAGACCAAGCCGUCGGACGCUCCACACCUGCCUGAACCUGCCCCAGCCACUCAGACUCCAGUGAGCACCACAGGACCGUUGCCUGUCUCUGGGGAUUCAGCUGGACAUAAUAACGUUUCUGGGCCGCAGCCGGCAGCUGGGGUCAAAACAGAUGGGAGCUCUAUGGACUCUGGCUCAGGAAAGAGGUCCACUCGGUCACUCCGCGUUAAAGAAAAUGUAACAGAUCAGAGUGCCAGCAAGCGCCGGCGUGGGAAUCAACGUGAACAGAGAUAGCACACGGGUGACAGCAACUAGCAUAAAUCUAGUAUAGUUAGAUUUUCUUUUGGUUGAUUGAGUUGAUUUUUAAAAAAAAAGUACUAAAGGUGUAGUUAAAUGUGUGUGUGUGGGUGUGCGUUUGAUGUGGCAUCAAUGUGCCAGUUGAGGAAGCUAUUAUUUUCGUCUGAAGGUGAUGAAAGUUUUUCCUGUUUUAAAAGUUAAAAUUAAAGGUCUUCUGAGAGAUUUCAGCCUAAAGGGUGCUGCACAAAGAUUUGGUUGUCAAUUAUUUUGUUUUACCAUUUAUAGAACAAAUGGAUCAAGCAACUAAUGUUUGAAAACAGGAAGCUCACAAGGUACAAAAUUUUAAUAGUCCGUAUUUUUAUGCAGUGAUUUCGACCGUGUUAUUUUUUAACCAAUGAUGGCUAAUUCUUUGUGUCUGGAACCGGCGUUGAUAAAAAUACUAACAUAUUUUAAUCUGAACACUUUGCCCACUCGGGCUACGCUUAAAAAAUGGCAUUUGAGUAUGUGAUGUCCUUCCUUUCUCGUCUAGAUUUUAUUGUAAUUAACACUUAGUCUACACAGGCCAAUUCGACCUCUUUAUGCAUUCUUUUUUUUGUGAUUUUUAAGGGUCUAUAGUUAAGUGAAUAUAGUUUUCCUUUCAGGCCUGUAUAAAUGAAUAACCCCUAACAAUUUUUCAGAAAUAAAUACGCAAUUAAAUUUGCUGUAAACAAAUCAUAUUUAAAUCAUGAGAGAAGAGACAUAUCCCUUGAAGGAGGAGAAAACCUGAUACAAAAAGAAAAAGAAAACAUUUUUAACUCGCAUGUAUUCAUGGAAGAGAGUGAUCCAUUUAGAAUGAUCGAUAUAGUAUAUCCAAUAAAAGAAUAUCUAUUUGCCAUUGUGGCGAAAUCAGGCACCUGUCAAAAUAAUGAAAUGUAAGAAAUUGAAAAUUUUCCACCUGUUGGACAUUUUGCUUUGGGGGGCAAGGCUGUUCACCACCUUUUAUAUCCAUUUAAAUUCAAAAACUAAUUUCUGUUUUAGUUUAAUUAAAAAUGAUGAUUAAAGGAACAAAAAUAUAAAUUGCAGUUUCCAAGCACAGUAAAUUUUUAGAAGUCGCUAAACUUUGGUAGUCAUUUUCUUGCUAAUUUUACCUGACACAAGGCGAAACAGUUUAAAGAUCCUAUUGACUUCACCUGCCCAAAAACUGAUGAGCCCUGCCCAAAAACUGAUGAGCACCUUGUUCCCAUGUGUUAUCACAGUAAUGGCUAGUUUCAAAGGUUUAUGACCCAAACAAGCAGGUUCCGCUUAAAGAGUGCAAGUUUGCACUGUAAAUUGGCAAGACAUUCACUUGAAGUGAUGUGUUGGCAUUUUGGCUAGGUUUAGUAGGUCAUGUGAUACUUUGGGUGAAUUUUAUGAGAAAAAACGACACAAGUUAUAUUUUUGAGAACAAAUGUCUUCGUAUUAUUUGUACUGUGGCACUUUUGAGCUUUGGAUCAGAUUAGAUUGUGGGAUAGCAUAAACAUGGUUAAAACCAGUUUCAAGUCUUUCCCUACAGAAAGGCAUUCUUCUUUAAAACGUGAUCUGUUUUAUAGGUUCUCAAGGUGUUUGAAAAAACAACAAAAUACCCCAGCUAUAACUUUGACAAAUAUUCACCAAACUUGAAGUUUGACCCCUAAAAUUAUUGCAAACUGAACACACAGCAUGACAACAUAAACAUGAAAUAUGUGAAUGUAGAAUGUGCAUAAAAUGGAUUAUAGUUAUGCAGAUUGAAAAUUGGAACAAGUGAGUAGUGAGAACGUCAUAUGGAGUGUCGCUGUGUAUGAGGGGGUCUUUCGGUUUACCACUUGUAGUGAAGAACUGGAGGGAAAGGGGCAAGUAUGAGGACUGUGUUUGGUGGCUGCAAGUCUUGCCAGCUAUUGAAUUUGAGUAAAUGGUCUCAUCUCCAUACUGAGGGAGACCAGCACCGCUGCCAGUCAGACAUUAGAGGUACCAUCUUGCAUAAAAUAUGGUAUUGGAUAACCAAAUUUGUUCUUACUGUGUACAUCUAAAAAAAGAAUGCUGAUAGUUGCCCUCUUGUGUGGAAGUUUAUUUUUUCCUAUAUUGCACAUACAAAAAGGCUUGCAACUCUACUUUUGUUGUACUGCAUUUGCUAUUAAUGGUGUACAAUCUAGGAAAGGUUAGAAUAACUCGUGGCCUUGUUUUUACUGUUUAAGAGUAUUUGUUACCAGUACUGGUUAGGUGUGGCCUUGUUCUUGACAAAUAUAUUUUCAGGGGUGUUAUCAAAGGUACUAGAAAAGUUUUCUAUGUGGCUGUGUUCAGUUUCUUAAAUGAGUUUCCAGUUAAAUGGUUUGAAGGCCAAAUCUUGACACCUUUAGGUUUUUUUUUGGGGGGGGGGGGGUGUUGGUCUUUUCUGUAUGACAUGUUUGAACCCCAUGACUGUCCUGUCAAGUUUGAGGUUUAACACCGUGAGCUUAUUGCCAAAGCGUUGGGAAGAGACCAGGUUUGGGAGGGAGGUCUAAAUGUUAGUAUGUUGUCUCCUUCGAUGUUUCAACGCUGUCAGUUUUUGCGAAAUAGUGUCUGAUUCUAUCAGGGACCAUGUGUUUAGAUAUUUUAUGUUUACUCAAUUUUGUUGCUCUAAGUCAUAUUUUGAUUUACUAUUAGCUGUUUUAUGAUUGAUUUUUUUUUUGUCUCAUAGAGGUUACUUUUCAUUCUUCAUGGUUUGGGGGUUUUUUUUGUCGGGGAUAGGGAGGGCUCAUGUUCUGUGGGACCAAAUCAUAUUUUAGAUGUAUUUCAGCGCAUGAGCAAGUUGUAUGCGCUGUGGACUGUGUUGUAAAGGCAGUGGCUACAUUCAGAGGAUUGUGUGGGGUGUAGAACCUGUGUUUUUGCCAGUGUUGUGAGGGUUGAAUUGACCUCUGGUUUCUCAAGUGCAUUGCUUAUUCUGUGUGGCUUUUUUGGGGGUUUUUUUUUUUCGGGGUUUGUUUGAAAUGCAUUGCUGCCUAGAUUGGUCUGAGCUUAACUGUGAUGAUGUGUUCCGGGGGUUGAAGCGAUUGCUUUGAUUUCAAGGUGUCAUGUUUGCUUUAUGAAUUUUACAUUUUGUGUUAGUCUUUGACUUGGAUGAAGAAUGGCUUUGUAAUCGGUCCCAUAUUCGGGCAUGCACUGACAUAUUUGAGAAUAAAUGUUUGCCUGAAGUGGUUGAUUGGUUGUGCAUAGCUUUGGGAGUGGGGGAACUUGGUUUUGUUCAGUGUUUGAGUUCGAGCUGGGACAUUAGAAUAUUACUCUUCUAACUGUGCUUGGUGGAGCUGCUCUGAAAUCUUUUUUUUGUAAUGCGUCCAAAAGGAAUGGGUUUAUUAACAAGUUUAUUUUAUUAAAUCAACAAUGGAUUGGGAAACACUAAAUUUAGUUUGUUUAUGUAUAGGCAAUUGCUUCUAUGGGUUUGGUUUUGUACAUGGCUUGGUUUGACAUUUUAUCUCAUGAAGUCCCAAAUUGUAUUGAUGGAACUCCCCAACAGAAGAACCUAAAGUGGCUAAAUAAGCUAACGUAGCAAAAGUAACAGAACUCAACAUAAAAUGGUUAACUCAUGUGUGCAUUUUUUUUUUGGGUGUGCGUUGGUCCAGUAGGUUUGCGUAUUACUUUUGUUUUGCCAUUCGUGGUCUUUCUGAUUCUCUGUGCCCAUUAUGGCGCCCCCACCCCUCCCCAAACCACCGCCACCACCACCACCCCAAACACGCACACGCGCACACACACACACACACACACACACACACACACACACACACACACACACACAUUCUUUCUCGCCUCCUACCGCUACUUUAGUGUACAAGUGAGAGAGGCUGUUGAGGCCUCCCCUUAGUGUUCAGUGGUUUCGCCUGUAUGAGGAAUGUACAUAUUAUAUGGGAGAAUAAACCUGAAAAGAAGGAAAUAAGAUCAAAGCCUGCUUCACAUCCUGCUUUACACGAAAUAGAGAGAGCGUUUAUAUUUUCGUACCAUGGUGUAAAUAUUCAUGUUUCAUUGCUACCAGAUGAGACCCGUUUAAUUUAAUCUUGUUUAUUGCAUCUGACUGCCUGACCCAGUCCCCCUGAAUGAGUGUGCUAGUGUAGUAAUCCUGGCACGUGCGAACACGGCCUGUGGUUUACACACAAUGAACAGCGUGGUGAUUCAUUAGAAUGAAGUGAAGUAACAAAAAAGAUAUAUCUAUAUAUAUAAAAAAAAAGUCAAGAUAUCAGGUGUGAUGUGUCUUGUGAUAGCUUUUCUUCCUCACAAUUUUUUUUUUGCUGGACAUAGUUUGAAUUGCCUUGUUUCCUCAAAGGUAAUUAUUGUUGUCUUUGGGUCUUUUUUUUUCUUCUGAGUUGACUUUUGAUGCAUAAUUAUUGAAGUUGUUAAUUUGAUGAUGAUAAUUAUAAAAGGGAUUGAUAAUUUGUAUAACCAUGAAGUUUCUAUUUGCCAUGAUUGUGGACUUUGAUUUGCAGUGUGGCAAUGCUGUUGUAUAGAUUUCUUCUCAGAUGUUUUCCUUUUUUUUUUUACCGUGUGUACAUUACUGUUACAAAAUUUGUUGAACCAGUGUUUUUCCCCUCAAGGUUAUAUUUUUGUCUUCUCUUCUUACUCUCUUUCUUCUUCACUUUCCCCCUUUUCCAUGAUUGUUGAACAUUUUUCAUGUAAAUAGUCUACAGUAAUUUUUGUAUUCUUACUUACUUUCAGAAUGGCUACUCAAAUGUCCAUUUCGUGAACAUGAACUUGUCAUUUUAAUUAUGACGUGGAGAGGGUGGUUAUGUUGUAACCACAUGGUCACCCUCUCUUCCGGUAUUGGUCUUUGCUCAUUUUUGGGGAAAUGAGUAAGCCUAUUUGUAGUUACCAUUUGUAGCCCUUUUCUCAAGUUGCAGUCAUUUGACUUGCUUCGUCAAAGUGUACAGAAAUGGAGUUUAGACAGGAAAGGACUGACGUGUUGAAAUAAAUGUCUAAAGAUUUCUAGGAUUUGCUGUUGUUUUGUGUUUGAUUGCUUUUCCCCACCCCCCCUUUUGGGAGUGACAGCAUGAAAUGAUGUAGUAUGUUCCCAAAACCCAAACCCUGGACUCAAGUGUGUGCGUGUGCAAGCAAAUGUGAGUGUGUGUUAUGGGAAACCUUGAAGUGUAGAAUGUCUGAUGUUGUCAGGCGUUCCCCAGAAUUCUCUGGUACGUCUUGUUUUCUUCAUGAUAGCCUUAUUUCAUCUCUACGCGUGAGCAUCAUUAGUUAUCACACACCCAGUAAGCUUGGACAGCACAGAUGACGUAAACUAGUCUCCAGUGUAUAUAUGAGUUCAAAGGUCAUUGUGGUUGCUCACACUGCUUGGAUGCUUUUUUUUUUUUUUUUUUUGGACAUUUGUUUUGUCGAGGUUUUGUGUUCUGUCGUCUUCUUUGGUCAUUUCAAAAUAGUAAAAGAAAGGUGUACUUUGUUAGCCUGGUUUGCACAUUUUCCUGUCUAUAAUCUUUCAGUCUGCCUUUUUCGUUUUUGUUCUUGUUAUGGUCUGGUGACAAUUUCCUAAUGUAGCUGUCAGGUUGAUGAUAGGAAUAAAAAAAGAAUUCCUUUUAGUCAUUCUAUGCUGUUAUUAGGAGUGAGUUUGUUUUGCUUCCUGCUUUUGGAAGGAAAGUUUCAGUGUCCUCUUUUUGCAGAAGGGUUGUAACAUUAUUGUAUUGCCAGCUCCCAUAGGUUCAGAAGAAUAAUCUAGGUGUGUGUGUGGAGCACAACCAAAUGCAAUUCUUGAUUCAUAUUUUGACCCUGUUUAGAAUAUGAAAGAACAUUUCCAGCAGGUUAUGGAGUGCUUUUUUUACUCUAUUGUUUUCGAAUGGCAACAAAAACACAUCGAACUGUUUCUUAUUUGAAUAGGUAGAUUUAGGAAACCCUGUGUAGUGUAGAGAGAUGUGUUUCAAAGAGAAAAUCCCUCCCCUGUUACUAAAGACCAAGACUAUCUUUCUGCUUUGCUCAUGUUUUGUGCUCACUCAGGCAACAUGUUUCAACAUGUUUCUCAGUCCCUGUGGAUGAGGAUGAGUGAGUAACGUCCAGAGCUCUCAUCUUAUCUAUAUAUCUGGAAUCUAUAAAUGAUACUAUAAUCAAGUUUUUUAGACUUUUAACAGGACGUAGUAAUGUGUUGACUUAUUACGGAGUUGUUCGUGCUCUUCAAAGCUCCUACUUCUGUCCCUCUUUCUCUUUGUUUUAAAGUGCAUAAAAUUGGUCGUGCUUUUCAGUACAUUUUCCAUUUCUUUCUUUCUUUCCUUUCUUGUGAUUGAGCCUGUCCUGCCGCCCAGACACGUUCUUUCUAUCAUUUUCUUGUCUAGAAAUGAUACCUGAGUGAAAAGCGUUUGUGUCUGGGGGUUGUCUGUAAUGUAUACAUGUCCUUGUAGGCGUCUCGUAUACUCACUGGAACCAGAGACUUGAGUGUAGGCAGUUUACUCACUGAUUAGACUACUACAACUUGUGUGUUAACUUAGCAUGUGUUCAUUAUCUCAUCAUCUUGUCAUUAUUUACCACCACCACACUGUGGCCCCCAUGUCUGAGGCCAACAUGUCAUGUAGUUAUAAUAAUGUGGCAGUGUAUAUUGUAGCAUACUGUAAAUACCAGCCACCCCCUUCAUAAUUAUUGUUAUUCUCAUCUGCAUUCAUUGUCAUCAAUUUCAUUGAGUACUUUUGUUUACUUUCACUUGUGCACAUCUUUAGAAAUAACGAAAUAACUUUUAAAUAAUACAGAUCGUGGCCUGA
This is a messenger RNA of Aplysia californica (California sea hare), 14793 nucleotides long. RefSeq names its product serine-rich adhesin for platelets. Lineage: Eukaryota; Metazoa; Mollusca; Gastropoda; Aplysiida; Aplysiidae. Gene Ontology annotation, cellular component: histone methyltransferase complex; nucleus; transcription regulator complex. The record is from RefSeq and is a predicted model, not a curated record. Gene Ontology annotation, biological process: positive regulation of transcription by RNA polymerase II. The transcript has 7 exons. Bases 428 to 8086 code for a protein of 2552 amino acids.